Messenger RNA from Lactuca sativa (garden lettuce), 522 nucleotides. RefSeq names its product F-box protein At3g07870-like. The record is from RefSeq and is a predicted model, not a curated record. Lineage: Eukaryota; Viridiplantae; Streptophyta; Magnoliopsida; Asterales; Asteraceae. Gene Ontology annotation, molecular function: protein binding.
AUGGAGAAUCUCCCAGGUGAAAUUUUAUCAGACGUAUUCAUACGGUUAUUGGCCAAACAACUUGCUCAAAUGAGAUGCGUCUAUAAAUCUUGGAAUGCUCUCUUGUCUGAAUCAUCCUUUAUAAAAUCCCACCCUCGUCAUUCUACCCAUAACAACAAUGAUAUUCUCUUGUUCUUCCAUUGUUCAUUUGUCGAUGAUCUAUUCAUAAGACGCCACUCUUGUUCACCUGAUAUCGAACUCACUCGUUUUUACAAACUUCCGGUUAAUACCCAAUUUGAAAGCAGUAGUUACACUGUCGUCGGAUCUGUGAAUGGCCUAAUAUGCUUUUAUUACAAAUCAUACAAUGAUGAUUAUCUCAUUCAUAUUUGGAACCCUUCUCUCUCCGCUGUAUUAGCUCUCCCCCCAUCUUCAUUGUCCACUCCUAUGUCAAAAAAAAUCUAUUUAAGAUUUGGAUUUGAUCCCAAAACCGAUGAUUACAAAGUUGCUAAGUUUACAAGCCUUUUCCAACAUCCAACGAGGUAG